Mesitornis unicolor (brown roatelo) is the source of this 186-nucleotide messenger RNA. RefSeq names its product chromosome unknown open reading frame, human C9orf116 (gene PIERCE1). NCBI's taxonomy places the organism in Eukaryota, Metazoa, Chordata, Aves, Mesitornithiformes, Mesitornithidae. The record is from RefSeq and is a predicted model, not a curated record. Gene Ontology annotation, cellular component: axonemal microtubule. Gene Ontology annotation, biological process: axoneme assembly. The annotation marks the transcript as partial. The transcript has a single exon.
ACCUCUUUCCAUGUCACCUCGCAUGUGUUUUCGGAUACCCUGGGGAAGCAUGGCAUGUACAGGGAUAAUGGGCUCAACACCGCCCUGGAGAAGAGCCACGUCACUGGCCUGGACAACUUCAUCACCGCCUACGACCACCUCAACUUCCGCCCCAGCUACAAAUCCAGCGGCCCCUCAUACUGUUAG